UUGUGUCACAUGAGCAACAGGCAACUUUGUUCCACUUUUCAUUCUUCACUUUUCACCGGCAGCACGUCGCUUUUGUCCGCUCGCCGCUUUUGUCCGCUCGCUUUGAGUCGUUGUCAUCGUAUCAAAGCGCGAUGCUCUGCUCAGCGAGCUAAUGCUAAUGCUAAGCUAGCCCUCAGCGUCCAGCGCCGUUCAGGCGGCGAAAGUAGCCGAGCGACAGCGUCUUCUUUCGGCCGCGCCACAUGGAGAAGCGCGGCCGCCUGGCGGAGCUCUUCCGCUUCCUGCAGGACCCCCACCUCGUCGCCCGCUUCCAGCACUUGUGCGGGGUACGAGGCACCUUUUCUAGUCGGGCUUUCCACCACCAGCCGGCCGCGGAGGCGGCGGGGGUCCGGGACAGGGGAGCGGAGUCGAAGGGGGAACUUGACGCCGCCGCCGGCGGGAGCGAGGGGCACACGAGGACCAAAAGGACGAGCAAGCCGCUCCGCCGGAACUCCCUGACGGGCGACGCGGGCCAAGAGUUCGUGGUGGAGAACCGCUUCCUGUACUACUUGUUCACGUUCGGAACCGAGCUGGGCAACGAGCUGUUCUACAUCACCUUCUUCCCCUUCCUGCUGUGGAACGUGGACGCCCUGGUGAGCCGGCGGCUCAUCAUGGUGUGGGUGUGGGUCAUGUACGUGGGCCAGUGCACCAAGGACCUGCUCGGCUGGGCCCGGCCCGCCUCGCCGCCCGUCGUCAAGGUGGAAGUGUUCUACAACUCCGAGUACAGCAUGCCCUCCACGCACGCCAUGUCCGGCACCGCCAUCCCCUUCGCGCUCUUCUUCCUCACCUGCGGACGCUGGCAGUACUCGUCGACGUUGGGCUUGGUGUUGGCUCUGUGCUGGUGUCUGCUGGUCUGCGUCAGCCGGAUCUACAUGGGCAUGCACUCGCUCCUGGUAACGCGCACGCGCGUACACGUGUCACCCACGCAUACGCACACGCAGCAUCAGCCACAUCUACAUUGGCACACGUUCAUUGAUGUGAUGGCGGGUGUGUUGUACAGUGCGCUCAUCCUGCUCUUCCUGCUGCCGGCGUUGGACGCCAUCGACGACUUCGUGCUGACCGGCGCGUACGCGCCGGCCGCCGUGGCCGCCGUCCACGCGGGCCUGGGCCUGCUGUGCUUCACGCUGGACGCCUGGAGCACGUCCCGCGCCGACACAGCGCAGAUCCUGGGCUCGGGCGCCGGUGUGGCGCUGGGCUCGCGCGUCAACCGCGUGCUGGGCCUGCUGCCCGACCCCCCGCUAGAGCAUCUGCCCCUGGCGCCGCCCGCGCUGGGCGCCGGCCCGCUAGUCGCGGCGGCGCUGCGCUGGGCGGCGGGCGUCCUGGUCCUGGUGGCCACGCGGGCCCUGAUGAAGGCGCUAACCAUCCCCCUGCUGUGCCGUGUGCUGGCCGUGCACGAGGGCGACGUGCGGCGGGCGCGGCAGCACGCCGAGGUGGAGAUGCCCUACCGCUACAUGGUCUAUGGCGCCGUGGGCUUCAACGUGCUCUUCCUGGCGCCGCUCCUCUUCCGCGCGCUGCAUCUUUCUUGAUGCCCGACUGACCCGCCGCCCGAUGUCACGACCGCGCCGCUGCGGCCGCUCGAUGACUUUUUGUUGGCCGUUUAUACUGCACCUCGCCGACUGUUUGUGGGCGGCGCGGCGGACGAGCGGCUGGCGCGUCUUCUUGGCGGUGGGGAAGUUCGGCGUUCCGAUCUGGGCUCCGGCCUUCCUGUGGGGGGUUGCCAUGCUUGCUGGCAUACCCGCGGAAAAAACACCCAAGAACCCGAACACCGUAUGUUUUACGCGCGUGUGUUUUUUAGUGUGUUUGUAUUUGUUUGCGUGUGUUUGCGUUCACACUUCCUCCCACAUUCCAAAAACAUUUAGUUAGCGUGUCGGCUCGAUUGACGACUCUUAAGUUGUCUUCCGUGUGAAUGUGGAUGUGAAUGCGUGUUUGUCGAUAUGUGCCCUGUGAUCGGCUGAGGAGAAAGAUGAAACAUGAGUUCGAGUUGGGCGAAAGGAGGGGGGGGGCUGCAUGGUCGAAGGGACUCUCGUGAACUGGCUUUUCUUUGGCUCCGCCGCCCCUCUCCCACAUUCCAGAAACAUGUUAGCAUUUUAGCUUCAUGGAAGACAAAUAAAUUGUCCUCAGGUGCGUUUGAAGUUCAAAUGGACGGACGGAUGUUUGUCUCAUCGGGAAGUGACAUCACUGUGGUAAUUGUGUGGCACAUAAAAACAAGGAUGUUAAAAAACGUUGAUUGCUUUUUUUUUAAACACUGUAAAAAAUCACAUCCUUGCGCUUUCUGCUCGGUCACGAUUGGAUGAAGAAGAAAAAAAGACGACAACAAACUGUUUUGUUCUUAAAGUUUUCAACGCUACUUGUCAGCACCUGCUCGUGACGAGGAAGACUGUUGAUGUUUCUAAUAAAUGUUUCACGCGUUGAUUUCUCCAUUUGACACCAAACUAGCAGCAGAAAUACUCGAGUACUACAAAAAAGUCUAGUGCUACGAAAUGUUGGUUAGAAUGCCAGCCUGCGAAUGGUCAGCUGGUGAGAGUGGGCGUUACCCUGUCUCUUUUCCGGUUCACUUCCUGUGACCUUGUGGGUUCGACGGUUGCGAACCACAACAACUUUCGGACCCGAAAAUUUCAUAAAUCCGUGAAAGCACAAACUUGAAAGUUGACACACAGCCGUCACAGCUCAAGUCCCUAUAAAAUGAAACGGAAUAUGUCCUGUAAAUUUGAGCCGCCACCGAGAAGAGUGUCGUUGACAACUCCUCCAAAUUUGAAUUUAACAAAAAAAAUACAUUGAUAAAAUGAGAUUUCAAAAUGGUGAAAAAUGUUCUCUCCUCUCUCAACAGCUGCGGGUGUGUCCGUGCUGAAACCACGCUGCGCUCAACUGUCAGUCAAAUACCUCACACCUUCUUCGUUAGAGCCUCCAAAAUAAAUCCACUUAAAGACUCCGGUCUCUGGAUUUUAUCCCAGUGGGUCGUCGCAGGUCGUUUCCACGCCGUUCCGAAGUGGCUACGUCUGUAGGGACGAUGCAUUUUCAGGGCGUAGGCAUAGCUGGCUAACUUCCGCCAGAUAAUCGCUAAUGCGAACAAAGGCGCUCAAGUUGCGCUCAAUGUGGGGGAUUCAUGCCCAAAAACAGAAAAGUGAAAUGGUGAGUAGCAGUUUAAUGCUACGCCUCCGCAAUUCAGUGGUUGUCCGUCUUCGUAGACAUUUUCAACAAUCCGCUAUAUGCGGAAGGUCACGUGACCAAACCCGGACGUCCUGUGUACGCUACGCUAACGAGCUUAACUUGGUUUGAAGCCCAAAAUAAAAAGGUUCUUUAUGACUGCCGUUUUGGGGCAAAAGGCAAAUAAAUACAUGUAUGUUUUUUAUACAAAUAUAUGAUAUACGUGAACAUGGACGAAGGGUAAACAUGGGAUAUUGUCAUCUUUGGUGGCUCUGUGGUGACAUCUUGUGUUAAAAAAAAACAUUGUAGCUGUUUAAAGUCCCUACACGUGCUUUGAUCCGGUCUCCUUCGCCAUUCACGCUCGACCCGUUUUGCCGAAUGCGUUAGUCGCUUGCGCGUUUCCCAUAUUUCCUUCAAACGUAGAAUGGCUUAAGAAACAAAUCUGUGAAUUCACUUUACAGGGUCUUUAACAGUGAUGUCAUAGUCAAAAGUGUAAAAAGAAGUAAACAAACUGUUAUUUUUCAAUGCAUCUUUUUCAUGAUGUAGUUUAAAUUUCAUUCAGCUGAUCUCAGAUUUGAUGAAUUUG
Molecule: messenger RNA, 3766 nt
Organism: Phycodurus eques (leafy seadragon)
Lineage: Eukaryota; Metazoa; Chordata; Actinopteri; Syngnathiformes; Syngnathidae
Gene: sgpp1b
Product: sphingosine-1-phosphate phosphatase 1b
Exons: 3
Coding region: 240-1562 (440 amino acids)
Biological process (GO): phospholipid dephosphorylation; sphingosine metabolic process
Cellular component (GO): endoplasmic reticulum membrane
Molecular function (GO): sphingosine-1-phosphate phosphatase activity
Source: RefSeq, a predicted model, not a curated record